Pungitius pungitius (ninespine stickleback) is the source of this 2610-nucleotide messenger RNA. RefSeq names its product vacuolar protein sorting-associated protein 4B-like. The transcript is spliced from 11 exons. The record is from RefSeq and is a predicted model, not a curated record. NCBI's taxonomy places the organism in Eukaryota, Metazoa, Chordata, Actinopteri, Perciformes, Gasterosteidae. The coding region runs from base 201 to 1502 and encodes 433 amino acids. Gene Ontology annotation, molecular function: ATP hydrolysis activity; ATP binding. Gene Ontology annotation, biological process: vacuole organization; endosomal transport.
GCUGACAAUAACACGUCACGUGACACCGCGGAAGUGACAGCUGGAUAUUGUUGAUGCGGAAGAAGAGAGACUUUAGUUUGAAGUUGUUUCUAACAGUGAAACGUUGGUAACUGAUAACAACAACAACAACAACAACAACAACGAGGUGUUUACAGUCUCACCGACGACGACAGGAUCAAGUUUGACGUUUCGGAAGCCAAAUGGCUGGUGCUAAUUUACAGAAAGCCAUCGAUCUCGCUGGCAAAGCUGCGGAGGAGGACAAGGCCAAAAACUACGAGGAGGCGCUGAGAUGUUACCAGAUGGCCGUCCAGUACUUCCUCCACGUGGUUAAGUAUGAAACCAAAGGCGACCGAGCGGCGCAGAGCAUCAGGGCGAAGUGCGCCGACUACCUGGACCGAGCCGAGCAGCUGAAGGAAUAUCUGGGCAAGAAGGAGAAGGCUCCUCCGGCCAAACCGGUCAAGGAGUCCGACGACAAAGGGGAGGAAAGUGGGGACGACGCUGAGAAGAAGAAGUUUGAGAAUCAACUCUCAGGAGCCAUCGUCAUGGAGAAGCCAAACAUCAAGUGGGACGACGUCGCCGGACUAGAAGGCGCCAAAGAAGCCUUAAAAGAAGCCGUGAUCCUGCCAAUCAAAUUCCCUCACCUGUUCCAAGGGAAGAGGACGCCGUGGAGGGGGAUCCUCCUGUUCGGCCCUCCGGGGACAGGGAAGUCCUACCUGGCCAAGGCAGUGGCGACGGAGGCCAACAACUCCACCUUCUUCUCCAUCUCCUCCUCCGACCUCGUGUCCAAGUGGCUGGGCGAGAGUGAAAAGCUGGUGAAGAGCUUGUUCACUUUGGCCAGAGAGCACCGGCCGUCCAUCAUCUUCAUCGACGAGAUCGACUCGCUCUGCGGCUCCAGGAGCGAAAACGAGAGCGAGGCGGCGCGGAGGAUCAAGACCGAGUUCCUGGUCCAGAUGCAAGGCGUCGGGAACAACAACGAGGGAAUCCUGGUGCUCGGAGCCACGAACAUUCCGUGGACUCUGGACUCUGCGAUCAGGAGGCGGUUCGAGAAGCGGAUCUACAUCCCGCUGCCCGAGGCGCACGCCCGCUCCUCCAUGUUCAAACUGCAUCUGGGCUCCACCCCCAACAGCCUGGUGGAGGCGGACUUCGUGACGCUGGGCCAGAAGACGGAGGGCUACACCGGGGCCGACAUCAGCGUCAUCGUGAGGGACGCUCUGAUGCAGCCGGUCCGGUUGGUCCAGUGCUCCACCCACUUCAAAAAGGUCCGCGGGUCGUCGUGGAACAAACCCGACGUGGUGGUGGAGGACCUCCUGACCCCGUGUUCGCCGGGGGACCCGGCUGCCAUAGCGAUGACGUGGAUGGACGUCCCCGGGGAGAAGCUGCUGGAGCCGGUGGUGUCCAUGCCCGACAUGCUGAGGUCGCUCACCAGCACCAAGCCCACCGUCAACGAGCAGGACCUGGACAAGCUGAAGAAGUUCACCGAGGACUUUGGUCAAGAAGGUUGAUGAUUUUCAUCCAUCGCGAUCGUCUGGUCGAGCGUCUUGUGUGAUGUUACUGUUUCUUCAUCCAGGUAGAAGUGAAUCGGCAGGUUGGGAUGUUUCUAGUGUGUUUGUAUGAGCUUCUUCUCCAGAGUGUUCUACUUCAGGAGAUGUUUACAGAACCAGAACCAGAGCAGAGAGGUGUUUUGGUGUAUUAUAGAACCUAAAAGAAUCCUUAUUUAGAAUAUUUUCACCUCUUUUCCUUCCUGACGAGGAACUGAAGACGUUAUCUUUGUCCUCCAUGAACACACCAGACUCCAUCUUCUGAUCUUCUGCUCCUCCAUCAGUGUGUUUUUUUGUGUUAUUGUGUGACUUUGGUGAAUCACAACUAAACAUUUAAACCAACAAAGUGACAGAAAACCACAAACUGUCCCAGAGAUGGUUAUUCAUGGACAGAAAGGGAAAAGGUGAAAAUAUUCACCUUUCAGGAUGUGAAAAAGUUCUGGUUCUCUUCAAGUUCAAAAAGUGAUCCUAACUUUCCCUUUAUUUCCACAUAAAGCACCUGGUGUUAUUGGGGAAUUUACCAAAAUGAUUAAUCAAUGAUCAAAAUCUUAAUUGCUGACUUUUUCAUAUAUCUCUAAUCAAUGAAUGGACUUAAUAUUGAUCAGUGAGUCAUUGAUCCCUGUGUUUGGGUCACAAUUUGUUGAUAAAUGUAUAAUAUGCUGCGGUGGGUAAAUGCAGAUUUCCAUCACUACGUAUAAUAAUUAUAAUAUAUCUCUUUUGCACCGAAUGGAAUCGGCUCUUUUAUGAAUGGGAUUUUAUACAUUUUAAAUGUUUAAACAGGUCUCUUUAAAUAUUGCAAUAACUUUUACUGGAUAGUUUAGUUCCUGUAAACACGAGCAUCAGCUUUAAGGGGCCUUCGACUUACUAAAGGAUAUGAAAUGUUGUGGAAGAAUGUAUUUUUAAGCAUUGGAGUUAUAGGUGUAAACCCUCUUCUCCAGUGGGUUGUGCGAGGGGGGGCGGAGGGGGGGGGGGGGCGUGUUUCUUACUGGUUACAUAAAUAAAACGUUGCACUUUUUCUGUAUCCUACGUCUCAGGGUGAAAUAAAACAACACAAGCAACAGGAGUCUCUUUG